AUGAGUGGUCACUUGAGACCAGACAUGACCAGUCGGCGGAUCUCGACUAUAAGCCGGAUGACCCUCGACAAGGAAUUACCACCGACGCCCGAGCCGGAACAGGAUAAUUCUGGGCUGACGACUAUCCUCAUUGGCCCCAAGAAGCGCCGAUUCAAAGUCAACUGCCAGCUACUCUGCGAUGUCUCCCCGUUUUUCCAAGAGCGUAUCGAAGAUCCCUUUCAUUCACAAACAGUCUCAUUAUGGCUCCCCAGCGAAUCGCCCGCCAUGUUUGGUCUGUUCGUCGAGUGGGUACAUUCUCCAGACACCUUCAGCGUAUACCUCGACGACGUCAUCACUUCAGCGCAGAAGAAGGGCGACAAGGAGUCUCUCGAUAUCCACUGGGCAAUCAUCCAUCUCCACCUCUUCGCCUCGCAGCUCUCUCUCGGCUAUCUACAGGAUGCUUCCAUAGACGCCAUCCAAGACCUAUAUCUCAAAUACGAUUGGGAUGUCCCACCCAAGCUGGUGGCAUAUCUUUACACCGAGUGUGAAACAGGGCCGUCGAUACGCCUCCGCCGCUGGGCUGUGGCCAUGGUUGCCUUUUGCCUGGCUGUAGGCGGGCAGCCCAAAUUUUCGGACCAAGAUUUGGCAACAUCUUACCCCAUGCAGUUUCAGUCGCUUUUCCAGACGCUGCCCGAAUUCUCCGCCGAUUACACUCAGCACAUGGAAAACAUGAAGGAGUCCGGCCACGACGUUCAGCUCAAGAACCCGCAGCUCCGCAUCUCAGCCAACAAGCUGUGCAACAACAAACGGCUGUUUGGGUUUCGUGAGUGCUCCUUUCAUUCUCACCGGUCAGCUGUUGGCGAAGGCCUUUGUCCUCAUGCUGUUGUCAGGGCACCAAGCAGAGCGAUGAGCGCACCGGAUCUCCCCAGGCCGAGAUGGAGGCAUAGGCGCCACGACAGCAGCAACAAUCCGCCAAGAUCCCUGUUCUCGCGAAACAGCCACAGAGACGACGAGGAGAAACCGCCAAGCAUCCCACACUCGAUAGCAAGCUCGAUCAUGUCAAAGUUUUCCUAA
Trichoderma aggressivum f. europaeum is the source of this 1053-nucleotide messenger RNA. RefSeq lists its product as uncharacterized. Bases 1 to 1053 code for a protein of 350 amino acids. Lineage: Eukaryota; Fungi; Ascomycota; Sordariomycetes; Hypocreales; Hypocreaceae. The record is from RefSeq and is a predicted model, not a curated record. The transcript has a single exon.